AUGAGGGCCUGCUUGGUGUUCAUUUUCUUGCUGGCAGCAACUUUUACCUUGUCUGUAAAAAGUAAGCCUCAUGGAAAACAUCAUGGAUUACAUAAAUCCUCACACACAACCAAAGAAAAGGACACUAUCACAGAGGAGGCAAACAAUCCACAGGUCUUGCCCACUUUAAUCACCUUUGAGGCCAGCAGCCAAGAACAGGAAGAUGAGGAGCUGAGCUCAGAGCCUAAUGUUAAUACUAAGAAGGAGAAUGAAGAAGCAGCUGAAGAGAAAGAGAAAAGCUCAGCAGUACUGUUAAGCGAGGAGGAACUGGUAGACCUCUUGAAGAAGGAGGUAGAAGAAGAGGAAGAAGGUGAAGAAGAACUGGAAGAUGAAGAAGUGGAGAUUGGAGAGACUGUGAGGAUGAUUGAAGAUGAGGAAACUGAGGGGGAGGAGAAGAAGUUGGGUGACAACUUGGAAGCAAUGGAAAAAUUAAAGGGUGAGGAAGAUGCAAGGGAUGACAGCGUUGAAGACGAAUUACAAGAAAAGGUUGAGAAGAUAUCUAUCAAGGCGGAGAAGCCUGAUGGCGAGAUAGGUGACAGAAGAGAAAAGGUAGGAUUGCUGGAAGAACCGGAGAGCAGCACAGAAUCAGAGAUCCCAGCUGAUCUUGAUUAUGCUGCUGAUAGUAGUAUUCUUCAACCUUUUGAGUUUGAGUCAGCCAAAAUCAACCCCAAAGCUGAUGACACAGAAUCUAUUUCAGAAAAGGAUGUUCAGGAUGCAAAAAUGAAGGAAGCAAGUGAGAAAGACCUGCUCGGUACUGGUGAUGACUAUGAUCAAGACAUGCAAAACACUGAGGCAGGAGACAAUGAGCAAAAAUCCGAACAGGACAAGGACAAAGAGUUUCUGGGCAAAUCUAAAGAAAUGAGUAAGGAAGACCCUGAGUCAAAUGUGGAUUCUCAAGAGCUAAAGAGCAGCACAGGGCUUGAGUCCGGCUCACGGCCAUCUGGAGGAGAGGAAGACAAGAGUAAGAACGACAGUGGAAUUAACUCCAAGGGAAGGACAAGGAAGCAGAAGAAAAACCAGAGAGCAAGGAAACACUCUGUGCAGAGGGAUGAAACACAUCCAGCACACGAAGAGAGCCAACAGGAGUCUGAGGGCAGCAGCAGUGAGAAUACAGUCCACAAGGCCAAGCGGAGAAGGGCAGGGAAAUGGGGUCCUUUAGUAGGCGUGAAUCCAGUGCAGAUAAGAGCUUCACUGGAUCUGUAUCCUGAUUCCAGGACCCCUUUUGGUGGAGGCAUACAUAUCCCAGAAACCCCAUCUGAUCCUUGUAACAAUUUCCGUUGCAAGCGUGGAAAAACAUGUAAACUGGAUGCCAAUGGUAAGCCAGGCUGUGUGUGCCAGGUACCGUCAGAAUGCCCACCAAGUGUUAAUGAAUUUGAUCGUGUUUGCGGGACAGACAACAAAACGUAUGAUACAUCAUGUGAAUUAUUUGCAACUAAAUGCAACUUGGAGGGGACCAAGAAAGGCCAGAGACUUCAUUUGGACUACACUGGCCCAUGCAAAUUGAUACCAUUAUGUGUGGAAUCCGAGUUGCUCCAGUUCCCUCUACGAAUGAGGGAUUGGCUGAAAAAUGUGCUGUUGCAGCUCUAUGAGCAGGAUACUGCAUCCCCUGGCUUCCUUACCCCAAAACAGCGUUUUAGAGUGAAGAAAAUCUUUGAGAAUGAGCGGCGCCUUCAUGCUGGUGAUCACUCCAUUGAACUGCUUACACAAGACUUUGAGAAGAACUAUAACAUGUACAUCUAUCCAGUACACUGGCAGUUUGCUCAGCUAGACCAGCACCCUUCUGACAGGUACUUGUCUCACUCGGAGCUGGCUCCACUCCGUGUCCCCCUGGUGCCGAUGGAACACUGCACCUCUCUCUUCUUCCAGGAAUGUGAUGCCGACAAAGACAAACAGGUGUCCUUUAAAGAGUGGACCUCCUGUUUUGGUAUCAGAAAUGAUGAUAUGGAUGUCAACCUGCUUUUCUGAGAUGGAUUUUGUACCUCAUCUCCCACGCAAGCUUAGCGAAGCCGCUCUUUGAACCAUCUGGCUCUUGAUAUUGUGUUGAAAUGUUACUACACACAAUUACAGAUACAAAAAAAAAAAAAAAAAAAAAAAUUACCUCCUGCUUUUUAAGACAAGUGUUGGUUAUUGUUAUCUUGUGACAGAGUACGCUUGGACAUUUCAAUUGGUGACCUGUAUUUUAGAUUAAACUGUUAGAAUGUAGCAGAGUUAAUUCAGAAACUGUUUUCUAAUGCAUUCCAAACUUGGGGAAAGUUUACUAAAGCUUUUUAAUAGAAAAGAUGUCACACAGCAUGCAAUGCCAGGCCUGAAAAGAACUAUGGUUUGUUUGAUUUAUGCCUGAAUUACUCUAUAAAUCAUGAAGGUUUAGUUCCCUUGUGUUAUACUACUCCUGUAAAUCAGUAAAUGUUUAACUUGGUAGCAAAUCCUGAAAAUGUUUCCAUUAAAGCGCCAAUUAAAAUCUUAUGGACAACUAAAAGUUCACUUGAUCACAUAGAAUAUUUAUGUGUGUCAUGUUAUUAAUGAUGACUUGUGUUCCUUUAAUAUUCUGA
Messenger RNA from Melanotaenia boesemani (Boeseman's rainbowfish), 2588 nucleotides. RefSeq names its product SPARC-like 1 (gene sparcl1). NCBI's taxonomy places the organism in Eukaryota, Metazoa, Chordata, Actinopteri, Atheriniformes, Melanotaeniidae. The transcript has 10 exons. The record is from RefSeq and is a predicted model, not a curated record. Bases 1 to 2004 code for a protein of 667 amino acids. Gene Ontology annotation, molecular function: extracellular matrix binding; protein binding; calcium ion binding. Gene Ontology annotation, biological process: anatomical structure development.